ACCCCCCCUGUUGCCUGAAGCUUUUAACAGUUGUGGCUUCCCUCUGAUAACCUCUCUCUAUCGCUUUCCCUCUGAUUCACCAUGUCUAUGAAUGGUGGGGCUGAGGCGAGGAGAGUGUUUAUAGGAGCAGGGUGCAACAGAGUAGUGAACAACGUGUCAUGGGGCGCCUGUGAUUUGGUGGCCUUUGGCGCCCAAAACGCCGUUGCUAUAUUCUGCCCCAAGAAUGCCCAAAUUUUGACAACUUUACCGGGUCACAGGGCCGCUGUAAACUGCACACAGUGGCUUCCAAGUAAUAAGUUUGCAUUUAAAGCUGAACAGUUGGAGAGGCACUAUCUACUCUCAGGAGAUGCUGAUGGUGCCAUUAUUUUGUGGGAACUAUCUCUCAUUGACAGAAAGCAGUGGAGGCAUGUGCUACAAAUACCACAAUCACACAAGAAGGGUGUCACAUGCAUUACUGGAAUUAUGGUUUCUCAAAAUGAGGCAAUCUUUGCAUCUACUUCUUCAGAUGGUGCAGUCUAUGUAUGGGAACUGUUGUUUCCAUCUACUCCUGGAGGUGACUGUAAAUUGGUUUGUCUGGAAUCUCUCUUUGUUGGUUCAAAACCUAUGGUAGCACUUUCCUUAGCAGAAUUACCUGGAAAUACUGGGCAUAUAGUACUAGCCAUGGGAGGAUUGGAUAAUAAGAUUCAUCUUUACUGUGGGGAGAGGACAGGAAAGUUUCUUCGUGCAUGUGAAUUAAAAGGGCAUACAGAUUGGAUCCGAAGUCUGGACUUCUCAUUGCCUAUAUGCACCAAUGGUGACGCAAAUAGUAUUCUACUAGUUAGUUCAUCUCAGGACAAAGGCAUACGCAUAUGGAAGCUGGCUCUACAGAGUUCUCCUUGCAGCAUUCAGGGUGCAUAUAAGAAAGAAGAAAUAAGCCUAGCAUCUUAUAUUGAAGGCCCUGUGCUUGUAGCUGGCUCAUCCUCUUAUCAAAUAUCUUUGGAAUCUCUUCUAAUUGGCCAUGAAGAUUGGGUAUAUUCAGUGGAGUGGCAACCCCCUUCAAGUGCAUCUGUAGAAGGAAUUGACUUCUAUCAACCUCAAAGCAUCUUAUCUGCAUCUAUGGACAAGACCAUGAUGAUCUGGCAACCUGAAAAGACUUCUGGUAUCUGGAUGAAUGUGGUUACUGUUGGAGAAUUAAGCCAUUGUGCUUUAGGGUUUUAUGGUGGCCACUGGAGCCCAAACGGGAAUUCAAUUUUAGCACAUGGAUAUGGUGGAUCCUUCCAUCUCUGGAAAAAUGUUGGUGUGGAUCUAGAUAAUUGGCAACCACAAAAGGUUCCCUCUGGGCAUUUUGCAGCAGUGGCAGAUAUUGCGUGGGCAAGAUCUGGUGAAUACAUACUGUCUGUCAGCCAUGACCAGACAACUCGAAUAUUUGCUUCAUGGCAAAAUGAAGCUUCUCUUAGAGAUGGGGACUCUUGGCAUGAAAUUGCUCGCCCUCAGGUUCAUGGUCAUGAUAUGAAUUGUGUGACCAUUAUCCAAGGAAAGGGGAACCAUCGUUUUGUUAGUGGAGCUGAUGAGAAAGUUGCCAGAGUAUUUGAAGCUCCUUUGUCUUUUUUAAAGACAUUGAACUAUGCCACUUCACAAAAUUCUAGUUUUCCUGAAGACCUUCAAGUGGAUGUUCAGAUUUUGGGUGCAAAUAUGUCUGCUCUUGGCCUAUCGCAGAAACCUAUCUAUGUUCAGGCCACACAUGAGACCCCAGACAGAAAUGGGAAUGAUGGUCUCGACACCCUUGAAACCAUUCCUGAUGCGGUUCCUACUGUGUUGACUGAACCCCCAAUUGAAGAUCAACUGGCUUGGCAUACACUCUGGCCAGAAUCACACAAACUUUAUGGUCAUGGGAAUGAGUUGUUUUCUUUAUGCUGUGAUCACAAGGGAACGCUUGUCGCUUCGUCAUGCAAGGCCCAGUCAGCCGCUGCAGCAGAAAUAUGGCUAUGGCAAGUGGGUUCAUGGAAGGCAGUUGGUCAUUUGCAGUCUCACAGCUUAACUGUGACACAGAUGGAAUUUUCCCACGAUGACAGCAUGCUAUUGGCUGUGUCAAGGGAUCGUCAAUUCUCUGUUUUCACGCUCAAAAGAACAGGCAUCGAUGAAGUUAGCUACCAGCUCUUAGCAAGGCAGGAGGCACACAAAAGAAUUAUCUGGUCAUGCGCUUGGAACCCAAAUGGUCAUGAAUUUGCUACAGGUUCACGGGACAAGACAGUAAAGAUCUGGGCUGUUGAUCAGGGAUCUUCUGUUAAGCAGCUUAUUACUUUGCCGCUAUUCAAUACUAGUGUCACAGCAUUAUCUUGGGUUGGUCUUGGUCACCAGAGAAACAACGGGCUCCUUGCAGUUGGAAUGGAAAGUGGACUCAUUGAACUUUGGAGUCUGUCUGUCAUAAGAACAGAUGAUUGUAGCUUUGCAGCAGCAGGCGUAGCUGCCACUGUUGCUGUACGAUUCGAUCCAUUUACGUGUCACGUCUCUGCCGUAAACCGUUUAGCGUGGAAAAAUCCCGAGAGUGAAGAUAGCAGGAACAUCCAGCUUGCUUCUUGUGGAGCCGAUCAUUGUGUGAGAGUGUUUGAGGUAAAAUGUUGACUAGUAGGAUAUCUGCUUUUGAAUCUAUAGACAUUAUUUUCCAACCCUCAGACUAAUGGCUAAUUCUCAAUUUUCAUAA
Messenger RNA from Corylus avellana, 2680 nucleotides. RefSeq names its product elongator protein 2 (gene ELP2). Gene Ontology annotation, cellular component: elongator holoenzyme complex. Gene Ontology annotation, biological process: tRNA wobble uridine modification. Gene Ontology annotation, molecular function: protein binding. NCBI's taxonomy places the organism in Eukaryota, Viridiplantae, Streptophyta, Magnoliopsida, Fagales, Betulaceae. The record is from RefSeq and is a predicted model, not a curated record.